AAAGAGAACUUGCCUUCAAUUGUCCAAGCCUAUCGUCAUGGAAAGAGUUACUUUGUUGCGGCUCGCACAGGAAUAAACCCCAAGAAACAACACUGGCCAGAGAUGUGUGUUGAUACUUUUUAGCAGGACAUUGGUUGGUUUCUGAUGUUGCUUUAUUUUCCAAUUUAAAGCAUCGACUGAAGAUGCGCAGGAACCUGUUUACAAGGGAAACGCUGCAAGUAUUAGUCUGAGGGACUGCGGAGCAGGCUCACAAUGCACCGGGAUACCAUUACUCAUCCCUCUGUUUUUCUCCACGCCGGGGCACUUUGUUUCCCGGAUGUUUUCAUCAAGGAACGUUUUAGGAUCUGUAAUGGCAAACAAGGGUCCGACAAGUGAACAAAGCGAGGCUGCAGUACCGUUUCUGAAGGAUUAAAACAACCCACGGUGCUUAUGGAGGAGCUCUUCGGUGAAACCAGUUUUGUACCUGUUGUAUUUGUGAUGUAAAGAGAGGAAGAGAGGAAUGUUAUGAGGAAGUUAUUGAGUUAUAACACAUUUACAGCCUGACGUUGUUGUUAGACUUUUAAGCACAGGACAAUAGAGCCUCAAUGGGCUGAGGAUGCUAGUGGUCACAGUAGGUAUAUUUUAGACUUUUUUGGCGGAUAGAAGUAAUAGUUUUACACAACUGUUGUCUUCUCCUGUUUAUUCUAAGUGUCAGAUUAUUCAAUUUACUAAAGUCAUAGACUACUGUGACACCUGAUCCAACAGCUGCCAUGUAAUUUGAGACGAGUUUAAUUAUUAAAGUGAGCUAGUGUCAGAUGUUUCCAAAACAGUAGCAUAAUUAUACUCUAGGCACUAUGUGCAUGUAGGUUUUUCUUGCUGUUGGACCCACUGGAGAAUCAAGAUGUCAGCGAAAGCCAAAGCACUCUACACUUUCCAAAGUGAAAACAAAGAGGAGAUCAGUAUCCAGGAGAAUGAGGAGCUGGUUAUCUUCGACGAGAACUCGGUGGACGGAUGGUUUCAAGGGGAGAACAGCCGAGGGGAGAAGGGUCUCUUCCCAGCAUCCUAUGUGGAAGUUAUUCGCACUCGCUCAAACUCUAACGUGACAAACUGCUCCAUCAGCCCAGCAGGGUCUUUGGGAAAUGACUCCUCCUUUUUAUCAUCAUCAACCCCAAACACCUCUUUGACUUUGCAAUCGAAUAUCUACGACAAUGAUGAAGAUGAUGAUGAUGACUGGGACGACUGGGAUGACAGGUCGACGGUUGUGGACGAUGGUGACCACAGGAGCCCUGGGGCCAAUGGACACCCCCAUCACAGCCCACUGUCAAACAAUCCCAAUGUGCACUACCGGGCCAAACCACACAUGGAGAGACAGGACAGCAUCUCCGGCUCGAGGAAAGGCAGCGUGGUGGGCAGGAACUUGAACAGGUUUUCCAGCUUUGUCCGCUCAGGGGUGGAAGCGUUUGUGUUGGGGGAUGUACCCAUGAUGGCGAAGAUAGCUGAGUCAUACACCAUUGAGAUGGGUCAAUUGGGGCCAGUUUGGCAGGCGAGCCCAAAGCCUUUCUCCUGUUCCGUCGAAGACCCCACAAAACAGACAAAGUUCAAGGGUAUCAAGACGUACAUUUCCUACCGUGUCACGCCGAGCCACAUAGGGCGUGCCGUGUACAGACGCUACAAACAUUUUGACUGGCUGUACAACCGCUUACUGCACAAGUUCACUGUGAUCUCCGUGCCUCACCUGCCUGAGAAGCAGGCCACGGGGCGAUUUGAGGAAGACUUCAUCGAGAAGCGCAAAAGGCGACUGAUACUGUGGAUGAACCACAUGACCAGUCACCCAGUACUCUCCCAGUAUGAAGGCUUAGAGCACUUUCUAAUGUGUACUGAUGACAAGCAGUGGAAAUUGGGCAAGAGGCGGCAAGAAAAGGACGAGAUGGUUGGUGCCCAUUUCAUGCUGACCCUUCAGAUCCCCAACGAGCACCAGGACCUUCAGGAUGUAGAGGAGCGCAUCGACACCUUCAAGGCCUUUGCUAAGAAAAUGGAUGACAGCGUUUUGCAGCUCACACAUGUUGCUUCGGAGCUGGUUCGUAAACACCUGGGUGGGUUCAGGAAGGAGUUCCAGCGGCUGGGAAAUUCUUUCCAAUCUAUCAGCCAUGCGUUCACGCUGGACCCUCCCAACAGCUCAGAGAAUCUCAACAAAGCCAUCUCCCAUACGGGCCGCACCUACGAGAACAUUGGAGAGCUGUUCGCAGAGCAACCUAAGAAUGACCUCUUCCUUAUGCUGGACAAGCUGUCCCUCUACCAAGGCCUGCUCGCCAACUUCCCGGACAUUAUUCAUCUACAGAAAGGUGCCUUCGCCAAGGUGAAGGAGAGCCAGCGGAUGAGUGACGAGGGGAAGAUGGACCAGGGCGAGGCCGAUGGCAUCAGGAAACGCUGCCGGACAGUUGGCUUUGCCCUGCAGGCGGAGAUGAGCCACUUCCACCAGCAGCGAGAGGUGGACUUCAAACAGAUGAUGCAGGCCUACCUCACGGAGCAGAUAGCCUUUUACCAGCGCGUUGUGCAGCAACUGGAGCGCACCCUGCGCAUGUACGACGGUCUGUAGAGACACCAAACUGCUGCCUGGUUCAAGAUGCCAAAAACUAGAGAAGAGAAGGAAAAAGGAAGAUUUCGACUCUUAUCAAGGCGGUUUGAGUGGUAUUGGAAGAGUUGGAAAAGACUUGCAGAUACAUUAAGCAAUAAUUACUGGAAUGACGUACUAAGCCAGUCUUUCACUUUGACGGAUAUAAAGUCAAAACAUUUUGAGACCUACUGUACCUUUAUAUUUCUGAAAUACACAUCACAUAGGCAAUGUUGCAACAUAUUGUUUAUUUUACAUAAUUUAAGGUGAUUGUAACAUUAAAAUAUGAAUAUAGGUUACAGAUUUAUACCUAAUCUGUAUUUUAUUGUACAGUGUAACACCAUGAAACGGGUUCUGUUUGUCCCCUUCUCUCCAACAUCAUGCACUUUGGAUUCUCCUGGGACUGAUUCAUAGCUUCCAAAAUGUACAAUUAUCAAGGAAAACUACUAUAAUAUUCUGGUUCAUUAACCACCAUCAGAAAAACAUUCCAGAUGCUCUUCAAUAUAGCAUUUUAGGAUUUUAUUGCAGUCACUGGCAAUGAAAAUAUAUCAUUUUUGGCAAAAUUACAAUUACAUUGGGAAUGCACCUUCAUCUCGCUCAGAUGUUCACUGCAAUUAAAUGCAUAUAAUUUUGUCUGGUAUCUCGAGAAGUCACAAAUAUAUAUCUUAACUUUGCACCAUGUGGAAGACUUACUGAUAUGAUAUUCAGUUUAAUAGUUACAGGUUUAGUAAUGUCAUUUUUCUACGAUUUUCAUGCAGAAAGUGCCUUUACUUUAUCCAAGGCAUUCUGAUGGAAUAUUUUUAAAUGGACCAUUUGUCUGUAGUAUGGCUUGUGUUUUAUAGGGGGAAUUAUUUCGAAUGAGUUGCAUUUAGUAAAACGUUUGCACAUGUUUUUAUACAGUAGUGGGUUAUACUGUGGGGUGUGUGUUUAUGUGUGGGUGAGUGAGUGAAAUGAAAUGAACUACUGUGCUGAUCAAUUGCCUUUUCCAUCGUGUAACACAAAAUGUUUGAUAUGUAGCAGAAGGUUUGCCUAGCCUACAAGUAUGAACAUUAUCAGACAGUUGAGGUGAAUGAACUGGUUGUGUGACGCAGACGAUGGACUUAGCAUUUAAUUGCAAUUUCCUGAGUUGUGUAGUCACAAUAUAUCAGAGAACAGUGUUCCAACAAUUAUUUUAAUUUGUCUGUCAACGAGUGAGGUUAACACACUGGUUAUGCAGUCUAUGGUCCGACUGAUUGCCUUUGCAUUUCCACUAUUAAGAAACUGGGUGCGUGACAUUUCACUGUUUGCUAUUACUCAGCAGUGUUUGAUAUGCCAGAGGUUAUAGGCAGAGCUAACACACCAAACACAUUUUUCAACUCACCUGUGUGCGUGUGUACCAGCGUUGUGCUUUCCCCCGACUAGUGUGGCGGGUAGACGGUUAAUAUGGCUUAACAAACAGUCAUGACAAAAAAAAUGAAGCCCAAAUAGUUACUUUAUCAAUAGUUUUACACAGUUUUGCAAUAAAUUACAUGCGAAGAUUGAUACCACUCAAAUGAAUGGGCUAUAAAGGUUUCAACUAGCAGGGGAUUAGCUUAGUUUAGCUUAUCAUGAGGACUGGAAACAGGCUAGCAGCUAGACUGGCUGUGUCCAAAACUUGUCUCACUAUUUAAAAAGGUCAUAUUUUGUAUUUAUUUAAUAUGUACGAAACCAAAGUGUAAAGCUUUAAUUGGUUGUGUUAUGUGUUAAACCACAUUCUGGUUUCUGGUAGGCAGAAUGAGUCAGCUGUUUCCAGUCUUUAUGCUAAGCUAAGCUAACUAGCCACUGACUAUAGCAUUAAGUUGAUCCUGCAGAUAUCAGGCAAAGUGCUUUCAAUCUUUUCAUCUUUCAGCAAGGAAAAUAACACACAUAUUACCAACAUUUUUGAGAUAUUCUUUUAAUUAUAGGCUAUAGAUAAUAUAUCUUACUUCACUUCUUACAGCUACGAUCAUGUUGAAGUGUCACACUUUACAUUUAGUUUUCCACACAGGAUGAGUUAUAAGUGACAGUAAGGAUUCAUUUUCUACUGUUUGUGUUUAUUUCUUAAUAACAGUUGUUCCACUAACAUUACUCAUCCUCUUUAACAAGAAAGAAAACAAAUCAUGGCAACUUUUGGGUUGACGAGACUAUGUCAACCUAAGAGUUUAAUGUGGAGUCUGCGUUGCAUAAUCAGCAUUACCUCGAGAAGUGAAGGAAGUGUUUUCUUGUGAGCUUAACACGCUUCUCCAAGAGCAAUUUCCAGUGUUUAUUCCUCAGCUGAUUAUUCAUUUUGAUGGAAGAGGGUUGGAUCUGUCAGUGGUGUGGAUGAAAGGUGAAAUGAAAAAGGAUUUUCUGACAUCUCUGCCUGGUGUUUAUGAGUGUCAGAAUGUGAGUUUCAAGCCUUAUUAUGGUUCUGCCACAACAAAGAAGUGCUGAUCAGUGCAGGUUUCAGUAAACAAAUGUGCCUGUGUGUGAGAGUGUGUGCGUGACUCAGAUAUGAGUGUCUCAGUUACUGGUACUGUUCAGCCCACAUCUGCAGCCUUUAACGCUUUGCUGUCUGAAUCGGGUGUUGUUUAUGUCUAUUUUUGAACAAACAUUUCCUUUUCUUACUUCAGCAUUUCUAUUUUAUUUCUGUCAGCAAUUGCGCUCAAUUGCAGUUUCUCCGAGACCAAAGAAGUCAGACAUGUUCUGCUUCCUUUUUUACUUUGUUAGGUUAAAGUAAAAUCUAAUGUGCUGUCUGGUUUUGUAAUUGAAUCCGUUCUACUCUGAGGAAAAUGUGAAGAGAGAAUUUGGAAUAUCUAACAAAAACACAUUCCAUGAAGAAACUUUAGGACAGCGCAGAAAAAGACAGAUUUUGGGCAAAAGAAAGAAAUGCAAGGUGAAAAAGGAAAAGGGUGAAAAUCAUUAAAGAAGUGCUUGAAACCCUAAUGAGACUUUUCUCUCAUGUUCUAGAGCUGCAUGAUAAGUUAAAUGCUAGGUAUUUCACAGAGGGGACUGUUUCUUAACAUGAAUGUGUGAGCGGGUGAGGUGCAGGAACUCUAUGCUUCAGCUUCAAUCUCUGAAAUAACAGAUGGUGUUUUUCCGUAAGUAAUUUGUCCCUUGAUUUAAGGGAAGGGGACCGAAAAAUGUUAAUAAAAGCAAUGAGGCUGAA
This is a messenger RNA of Gymnodraco acuticeps, 5735 nucleotides long. RefSeq names its product sorting nexin 33 (gene snx33). Gene Ontology annotation, biological process: plasma membrane tubulation; protein transport; cleavage furrow formation. The coding region runs from base 881 to 2575 and encodes 564 amino acids. The record is from RefSeq and is a predicted model, not a curated record. The transcript is spliced from 2 exons. Gene Ontology annotation, cellular component: cytoplasmic vesicle; plasma membrane. Gene Ontology annotation, molecular function: phosphatidylinositol binding; protein binding. Lineage: Eukaryota; Metazoa; Chordata; Actinopteri; Perciformes; Bathydraconidae.